AUGUCAACGGGAUUACCGCCAAUGUCGAUUUUGGAACCGCUGAUCAAAUCGCGGCUCGAGCAGGAUCCAUGGAUGAAUCUGGGCGGAUUUGUUCUAGGUUACGCUAUCGACUCAAUCUUCUUCGGGAUGAUGUGCGUCACGCUGGUAAAUUGGUUACGCUACGGUGCUAAGGAGAGCUUGACGAUCAAGCUGGUACUUGCCUACUCCAUUAUCGCCGGGGUGGUAGCUACGGGCUUCAACAUGUACAUCAUGAUUUAUCACUUCAUGUAUCACUUCGGAGACUAUGCGCCGUUCUUUCUGGCUGCUAAAACGGGAGGUUGGGCAUUCAUCGGAAGCCUGAGUGUGCCCCAAAUCCAAGCGUUUUACGGUAUGCGCGCCUUUCGCUUGAAUGACAACAACUACAUUCUCCUUGUCGUUAUCGUCCUCGGGAUUCUAUGCCAAUUCAGCGCUUCUAUGGCUUGCGCCGUCAUGACCUAUUCCGUCAAGGCCGGCGAGCUCGGCAAGCGAAAAGAUGCGGUCAAAGUACCGAUUUACAUUUGGGUCUCAUCGACUCUGUAUGCCGACGGUCUAAUCACGGCGGCGAUCAUCUACGGAUUAAUGAGAAACAAGACGGGUUUCGUCGAGACGGAACGACUCAUCAACAGAUUGAUCACUGUCGCACUCGAGGCCUCCUUACCCGCCACGCUCGUCUCCAUCGCCUUCUUGACAACCUUCUGUAUCACCGAGAACACCACCCUCUUCAUCCUGUUCUGGGAAAUGUUUCACCCCAAGGUCUAUAUCCUCCCGUUCAUCGCGGUACUGAAUUCGCGCGUAAAGUUCCAAAGAGACUUUGCGGGAUUGGCCGGAGGUCAUAGUUCGACGUUCAUUUUUAAUGAUAAAGAAGGAACACGAAUUCGAGCGAAUACUGUAUCGACCGUACAGGACUACUCGCCCGGACCUGACAACGCCUCUCAGAGGCCCCUGGAUGACAGGUCGACCGUUGGUGGCGAGAGUACUACCCACUUGACGACUCCGCCAUUUGCCGUUUGUCGGACGUGAGUCCUUGAGCGGGCGAUGACCCGCGACGGGACGAGCGAUUCCGCUUGAUCGUCGGAUGAUAAUUGUGCUGCCUGGGAGCAGCGAGAUGUAUAAGAAGAACAAUG
This is a messenger RNA of Filobasidium floriforme, 1142 nucleotides long. RefSeq lists its product as uncharacterized. The record is from RefSeq and is a predicted model, not a curated record. NCBI's taxonomy places the organism in Eukaryota, Fungi, Basidiomycota, Tremellomycetes, Filobasidiales, Filobasidiaceae. Bases 1 to 1038 code for a protein of 345 amino acids. The transcript is spliced from 9 exons.